AUGUACGUGAAAAAAGUGCAACAGUACUGUUUCCCCUGGCACUUCAACGCCAGUUGCGGCCCUGACGAAAUGAUUAUGAUGACGUCAGCAAUGUAUGGCAGGAGCUCAAAAGGGAGAUGUUCAGGAAGGCGGAGUUGUCAUGUGGUCACUCCUGAUCCCAUCCUCUACCAGUUGAAGCCCUGCCCAAAUGAUUUCUCCGUUUCCCUAGAAGCUGAUUAUUCCUGCGUCAAAGUUGAGAUGGGCAAGCCUUACACGUGCAACCACUUCGGGGAUCCGCAGAUCGUCAACGAACCACGUGGCUACCUGGCCAGUCUGGUCGUGGAGGAGUUGAAAAUUGGAGGACCCAGGUGUCCCUGGAUGAUUACCGCCAGCAGAGGCCAACAAAUCAACUUCACUCUCCACGACUACGGGGUGGCUUUGCGACGCGAUGACGUCAUUUCAAUUCAGACGAUGGCAAGUCCGCAAAGUUUGAUUCGGCAUGAAAAUGAACUUCACCUCUUACAGGCCUACCACGACGCGAGGCAUCGAACGAGGAGGAACCAGCUGGAACAUGCUCCUUCCUGUAAGGUCUACGUCACCCUUCGAGAUGUUGAGGCUCGCUCGGCUAACUCGGCCAUUAUUGACGUGGCUGACUGCACGUCGAAAGAACGCAUUCGUCACGUGAUGUUGUCGGAAGGACCAAAGGUCGAGGUCACGAUGAUGGACUUAAAGGUCAAAGAGGAAAUUAUUUAUUAUGCGCUGCAUUUUGAAGCGGUAGGAUGUGCCGAUCCAAUCGUACCCCGAGGUGCCCACUUAAGGAGGAAUGGCAUCCAAGCCACCAUCACGUGCAACUUCACCAUCCAAUCGUGGCACAUCGUCUGCCAGGGCGAUGGAUGGUACGGCUCCGUCGACAACUGCACAGUUGAGACUCCAACCAAGUCAAGCAUGGUCCUGAACGACAGCACGGAGAUAUAUCCACUUGAUUACAAAAAUAAGGGGGGGGGGACGAUCAAGGCCGGAUCCACAAGCGUGGAUGCCCUGGGCCACGUAGAAGUUGUGGUGCCGAAUGAUUUAGAAGGGGGAGGGCUAAGUUUGUUGGUUGCGGUUAUGGUAGGCUUGGUUCUUGGCGUGUUGAUCGGUGUGGUUCUUCUCACAUUAGUAUUAUCCUGCCAUAAAAAGUUAUACUCCAAAAAGAGAUUAAGAGAAGCCAAAGAGCUUUCAUCUCAGCGCGUCCUCUACUCAACACGUCGCGACGUCAUCAACGACAAUGACGACGACAACUACAACGCCGAUAGCAACAACAUAAACAACUACGCCCCGACAACCACAUCAACACCCAACUACCACCAUCUCCACACCAACAACAACAACACCAACAACAACACCACAUCGACAACAACAUACUGUCCGUCUUAUCACUAUUCACCCGGAAAUGGAUUCGGCUCUACCGGAAGUACCCUACUUGCCGGAAGGAAUUAUUUAGAUUUUCAAGACGGCAUCCGUUACACACACGUCUGCGGUCUGGGGGCCAUGGAUGUUGUGCCACCUUGUGAACGAAAUGAAAGUAACAAUAAUAACGUUUGCAAUGAUAACAGACAAGCCAGUUAAUUCAGUCGAUAAAUUAUUUUAUAUAUAUUUAUUAGGUUUAUUGAUGUUUUUAUUCUUAAUAAUAAUAAUUAUUUUUAUUUUUAUCGUUAAUUGUAAAAUACAAAAGUAAUUAAAUUGAUAAUUAUUCAGGACUUAAUUACGAUUUUGAAAUUUCAUUUCGACGAUUUAACAGAGAAAUAAAAAAUUAUUCCUAAAAACUAAUUUGACAGGUUAAAUAAUAAAACUUUAUCAAACAAUUGUUAUAACAAUGGUCAACAUUUUUUAUCAAAAAUAUUAUCGUAUCAUUGAUACUACAAUAAUAAUUAUUAUUAAUAAUAAAAUUAUUGCCAUAAUUGUUAUUAUUAUCAAGAAUAAUUGAACUCUUCAACACUCUUAUAACUUUUAACAAAUAUUUUAAAGCGGUUUUUCGACUGGUUAACAAAUAUUUUCGGAUGUUCCCCGUAAUAAUGUUCCCCGCUUGGGUAUAUUUGGAAAUAUUUUUUAAAAUUAAAGUUUUGUAUUAAUAAUAAAGUUUUGUAUAAUUAAAGUUUGUUUUAAAAUAAGUUCAAGUAUGUUUUUAACAAAAAUUGUAUGCAAAUGUAUAAAACAUUGUAUGUAUUUCUAUCAGAAUGGUUGUCUUUUAAAAACCUGUUGAAUAAUUUUUUCAUUUAUGUCAUUUUUUUAAUUUUUUCAAAGAAUCGAAUCAAUUAAUUUU
Molecule: messenger RNA, 2281 nt
Organism: Helobdella robusta
Lineage: Eukaryota; Metazoa; Annelida; Clitellata; Rhynchobdellida; Glossiphoniidae
Exons: 9
Coding region: 1-1587 (528 amino acids)
Source: RefSeq, a predicted model, not a curated record